AUGUUCCUCUCACCAUCUCGGUUCAUAUCUGUUGAAAGCUUGGUGCUUCGUAAGUCCGCAGGUGCUGCCCUCCCCCAACUUCACUCCGACCCCGCAAACUCCGCAAUGGCCGCAAUGUCCAAUGUCCAUUGUCCACUCAGAAUUGACUUUCUCAUGUCAAACUGUGCUGGUAUGCCUACAGCACCUGAGAGUCAAAACUUUAUUCGAUCGGACUCAAAAUCGACAGAGUCACCGACACCGAGGGUUUGA
This is a messenger RNA of Botrytis porri, 249 nucleotides long. RefSeq lists its product as uncharacterized. The record is from RefSeq and is a predicted model, not a curated record. NCBI's taxonomy places the organism in Eukaryota, Fungi, Ascomycota, Leotiomycetes, Helotiales, Sclerotiniaceae. The transcript has a single exon. The coding region runs from base 1 to 249 and encodes 82 amino acids.